This is a messenger RNA of Penicillium verrucosum, 1101 nucleotides long. RefSeq lists its product as uncharacterized. The transcript has a single exon. The record is from RefSeq and is a predicted model, not a curated record. The coding region runs from base 1 to 1101 and encodes 366 amino acids. Lineage: Eukaryota; Fungi; Ascomycota; Eurotiomycetes; Eurotiales; Aspergillaceae.
AUGUGGCUCUAUCGGGGCGCCCAGUCCGCGGUCUUCUACUAUGCCACUUGCACCCCCUGCGCCGAAAAUCUCGAUCGUCGGAAACGUAGAAAGGAUGCUUCUCGGAUUCAGCGAGAAAAGGAGAAGGAGCGACGCAACAACGAAGUCAUCACCGACCAACCCCGUCCAUUCGCACAGCCAACCCCUUUCAGCACCAAUGUAGGUUGGCGAGAGGAAAUCUCCCUAGGUCCUGGUCCCCCAGCCCGUCGGGGUGGUCAUCGCAAUGUCCAAAGAACGGACAGUUGGAAUACCGACCAGAGCUCGCAACUGAAGAAAGACAAGAGUGGUGGUCUGAUGCAUCCACUCGGCGAGAAGUGGAAGUCGAUGCGGUACCAACGGGAAGAUGAGCCUCUUUGGGGACAACAAGAAGUCCGUGGAUCGUCCAUUGGAUUCUCUGGACGUGGUCGUGCAGACCCGAACGAAACAUCCAAGUACUACAUCCCCCGUGUGCCGCCUGUGAACGACCUCCACCCGCCCAUUGUUAGUGGACCGUGUAGCCGUGCUGAAACCAGAUGGAUGCUCCAACCGCCACCAAGUGCCCGAGUGAUGGCCGGUAAAGCAGACAUCAGUUCCGUCACUUCGCCGACCAGUGAUAAUUUUAAUUCCCGGGGAUUUGGCACCGCAUCCCGAGCCCCUAAGAACGUGGCUAGGGAGAAUGACACUGGAAGAAUCAGUGAAGAGACUGGUGACGGUGCUAUCGAUGACACCACUCAGAACCAUCGACCUAGUCGGCCAUCGCUGACUCGACUCCGUAUCGACUCAGGUAGUCCAGACCCGGAAUCACACUCUCGAACUGACUCCAUGUUCUCCACCACCAACUCGGAUAAUCCGAGCCUUGAAUGGAAAUACCCCGACACUCCGGCAUCCCGUCCUCAAUCCAAUGCCACAGAUGACAUUGAUAAGUUCUGCCGCCCACAAAUCUCGAAGACUUUAUCCACAAUGCACCGGGACAACAAGAAGGUCCACAUGGUACACCUAGAGAUCAACGACGACGACCGUGAUGAGAUUGGUCUGGGUCAAUUACAACCCAUCCGCCCAUGGCGUUGGAGCAUGGACAUCUAA